AUGGUUAACACGCAGCUGCUCAUCUGGGUGUCUCUCCUGGCCGGGGUACAGCUCUUGGUUCACACGCAGGACACUUAUAACCACAGACCCAUCAUUGAUUCUACUGUCUCCAGGGAUGCUGACUCUGUGCUUAGAGAAAUGCACUUUGUCAGAGAAACCAGACGCAACAGCAGUUCUACUAACACACUUCCCACUGCUGAACCACUCUUCAUGCAAGAAUCAAGCGUUUACAUGUCGUUCCCGUCUGGCUCUGAUGGGUGCUACAUGGGAUUAACUGAUAUGGUUAAUCCACAUAGUGACCGGUUGGACAAGAAAUACACCUCUUACAUCGCUGCUUCCUAUGUUAAGUUCCUGGAGAGUGCUGGGGCCAGGGUCGUCCCUAUCCUUACUUACCAAGACAACGAUUAUUAUGAGAACCUCGCGGGUUCCCUCAAUGGGAUCUUGUUCCCUGGAGGAAUUACAACCAUCGACAACAGUAGUGGCUACGGCACUGCUGGCAAGAUUCUAUACGAUUAUGUGCUGCGUGCCAACGCUAAGGGCAUAUACCUGCCACUCUGGGGCAUCUGUCUGGGCAUGAUAAUGGUCACCUACCUGUCAACUAACAAUAAUUACUGGUAUAUCCCGUGCCAUGCCAACAACGUCGCCAGCAGUCUGGAUCUGCAGGACGGUACGAGGGAAGCAGGUUACUCCAGUCUCACACCCCAUGUAUGUCACAUGCCCAGGCAGGUUACUCCCGUCUCACACCCCAUGAAGUACAUGACGGCAGGUUACUCCCGUCUCACACCCCUUAUAUUUCGUCAAACUGUGAAGGACUGUGUUAGGAAAAGUGAUCAGUCAGAAGCCUAUAACACAAGAUUACAUCACACAGUUACAAAGAGCCUAACAUACUGCAUUUUAUUACAGAGCUUCGAAGACUCUGGCUUGUCAGACCAGUACAAGCUAAUAGCCACCAGUUGGGACACUCCAGAGUUGGAGUAUGUGGCAUUGUUGGAGCACCGAGAUCUGCCUAUCUUCACCUUUCAGUUCCACCCGGAGAAGAAUCUGUUUGAGUGGGCGGUCGACACUCAGCACUCCAGUAUUCCUCACACACCAGAAGCUGUGGAAAUCGCUCAGAACUUUGCUAACUUUUUCGUUGACCAGGGUGAGUGAGGGUGACGUUUUCGU
Messenger RNA from Cherax quadricarinatus, 1164 nucleotides. Lineage: Eukaryota; Metazoa; Arthropoda; Malacostraca; Decapoda; Parastacidae. The record is from RefSeq and is a predicted model, not a curated record.